Messenger RNA from Pristis pectinata (smalltooth sawfish), 3254 nucleotides. It is a transcript of the gene gclc, whose product is annotated as glutamate-cysteine ligase, catalytic subunit. The coding region runs from base 318 to 2231 and encodes 637 amino acids. Lineage: Eukaryota; Metazoa; Chordata; Chondrichthyes; Rhinopristiformes; Pristidae. Gene Ontology annotation, biological process: glutathione biosynthetic process. The transcript is spliced from 17 exons. The record is from RefSeq and is a predicted model, not a curated record. Gene Ontology annotation, molecular function: glutamate-cysteine ligase activity. Gene Ontology annotation, cellular component: glutamate-cysteine ligase complex.
AGCGGGGAGGAGGUCACGUGCGGCGGCUUCGGAGUCCGCGGCAGGUGCAAGUGAGGGCGGCGGGGCGCAUGCGCGGACGCGGGUAGCCGGCCGGCGAGCGGGGUCCCGACUGAGGCUGCGCAGUCGGGCGGCCGCUACUCGACUCGCCGCCCCCCCUCGCUCCGUCCGUCGGGCACCGAGCGACCGUCGGCGGGGCCGCGCUGCUGAGUACUUCCCGCCCUGAGCUGCGCCUCGACACCCACCCUCCCGCCCCCCCCCGGGGAUCCGCUCCGAGACAUCAGGGGGCCUUUACCCUCCGCGCCUUAACGUCGGUGACCAUGGGUUUCCUGGCCGAGGGGUCGCCGCUGAACUGGGAAGAGACCAAGAAGUACGCGGAUCACGUCCGCAAGCACGGCAUCAUCCAGUUCCUCAACAUCUACAACAAGGUGAAGGACCGGCAGAAGGACGUGCUGAAAUGGGGCGAUGAGGUUGAGUAUAUGCUGUUGUCAUUUGAUCACGAGCAUCAGAAAGUUCAGGUGUUGCUGCAGGCGGAAGAAAUUCUCCAUGAACUGCAGAAUCGAGGAGAAAAGGCAAAUCCUAACCACCCAACUCUUUGGAGACCUGAGUAUGGAAGCUAUAUGAUUGAAGGAACACCAGGGCAACCAUAUGGAGGGACUAUGGCAGAUUUCAACACCGUCGAAGCAAAUAUGAAGUUGCGACGACAGGAAGUGUUUGCCUUGUUGAAACCAAAUGAGACCAUCUGUACUAUCACUGCUUUUCCCAGGCUCGGGUGUCAUCACUUUACACAACCUGUAUGUGAGCCGAAACCAAUUGAAAGUGGAGCCUCUAAAUCACUGUUUUUCCCAGAUGAAGCAAUUAACAAGCAUCCAAGAUUUAGCACUUUGACUAGGAACAUUCGUCACAGAAGGGGAGAAAAAAUAGCCAUUAACGUACCAAUUUAUAAAGACAAAAAUGUGUCCUCCCCUUUUGUUGAGAAGUUUCUUAAUGACGAUGGAGAAGCAGCAAGAGCAACAAAACCUGAUCACAUUUAUAUGGAUGCUAUGGGGUUUGGAAUGGGUAAUUGUUGCCUUCAGGUGACAUUCCAAGCUUGCAGCAUCUCGGAAGCCAGAUAUCUUUAUGACCAGCUCGCCACAAUUUGCCCUAUCGUGAUGGCUUUGAGUGCUGCUUCACCAAUUUAUAGAGGCUAUGUGUCAGACAUAGAUUGUCGCUGGGGUGUAAUUUCUGCUUCUGUGGAUGAUCGAACCAGAGAAGAAAGAGGUUUGGAGCCUCGCAAACACAGCAAGUACAGGAUUAGUAAGUCCAGGUAUGAUUCCAUUGAUAGUUACCUCUCCAAGUGUGGGGAAAAGUAUAAUGAUCUGGAAUUGACAGUUGACGAUGAAAUCUACAAGCAGCUUCGAGAAGGAGGUAUUGAUCAUCUACUGGCACAACACAUUGCUCAUCUUUUUAUCCGGGAUCCUUUAACACUCUAUGCAGAAAGGAUACACCUAGAUGAUGCCAAUGAGUCUGAUCACUUUGAGAAUAUACAAUCCACGAACUGGCAAACCAUGAGAUUCAAGCCACCACCCCCAAAUUCUGAAAUUGGAUGGAGAGUUGAAUUUCGGCCAAUGGAGGUCCAACUGACAGACUUUGAGAAUUCUGCUUAUGUGGUCUUUGUUGUACUGUUAACCCGAGUGAUACUUUCCUAUAAAUUGGAUUUUCUUGUUCCACUCUCAAAAGUGGAUGAGAACUUGAUUGUGGCUCAAAAGCGCGAUGCUGUUCGUCAAGGAAUGUUCUACUUCAGGAAAGACAUCUACAAAGCUGGAAACCCAGUUGUUGAUGGCUGUGCUUGUGCACAGAAUGGCAUUGAUUUGGAUUCUGAAGAGUAUGUGUUAAUGAGCAUAGACACCAUCAUUAAUGGCAAGGAAGGAGUUUUUCCAGGUUUGAUCCCAAUCAUAAACAGUUACCUUGAAAACAUGGAAGUAGAUGUUGACACACGGUGUAGCAUUUUGAACUACCUCAAGCUGAUCAGAAAGAGAGCUUCAGGGGAGCUGAUGACUGCAGCGUGUUGGUUGAGGAACUUUGUUGCUCAUCAUCCUGACUACAAGCAAGAUAGUGUUGUAACUGACAAAAUCAACUAUGACCUAAUUAUGGAAUGUGACCAAAUUGCAAAGGGUUUGCAUGACUGUCCAAAACUAAUUGGAGAAGUGGUCAGUAAACCAAAGCACUCAGAUGGCAGGCACAGCACUGUUUAAUAUCAUGGAGUUGUAUACUUUGUUAAUCAUACAGAUUUUUGCAGGGUGUAGAGACCAAGAACAUGAGCAAACUAAUGAGCAGGGCCAACCAUGUAAAUUAAAUCUUUAUUCAUUGUUUAAAUCAGCGCAGGUUUCUGCAUUACAUUUGGUGGGUAACAUGGAAGCAAUGUGUACAUAUUGUUUUUUUCUAGAUUAAGUGUAUUUUAAUAACUCUCUAACAUGGGUUGUUGCACAAAUUCUGCUGUAGAUACAAAUGGAGAGGUGUACUUUGUAUAUAAUUUUCUUACCACAAAUUCCAUUGCUUUGACUGUAAAUAUCCUGAAUUAAGCUGUUUUGAUCAUGUAUGAACAAAUAAUGAAACUUGUAAGAUGUUUAUAUUGAAUGUUUUGUUUUGACUAAAAGAAAUCUACUAACUUGAAUAUUCCUGUGUCUAUAUUGUGUGAAAUAUUCACCGAAAAUGCACAGUGCUUCACAAAGUAGUUUAAUGGAUGCGCCUUGACAAUGGAUAAUUUAAAUAGAUUGUGUUUGAUUGCAUUGUUUUAAGGGAGGAAUUGCAGUAAAUAUCAUAGAAAAACAAAGCCAAUCAAGGAGAUGGAAUUGUAAAUUUAAUCUUAAUAAAUUUACUGUGGGAAUGGAAUUUGGAAUAACUGCUGUACUGACAUUAGAUUUCCUUAAAGGAACAAGUUUGGCAAAUUUUCUUGAGUUUUCCCAUGUUGCUAACUUGCACUUCAACACUUGCAAAGAACGUUUGCUCUCUAAGAAGAAUGCUCAGAUAAGUUAUCUGCUGAAUUUAGUCUCCUUGCUGUCACCCAUUAACUUUUCUUAAACUACUGCGAUUGGUUUCUGAAUUACAUUAAAUUCCAACCCCCACCCCUCAACUUUCUCAAUACUGUAUUGUCUUGGCAGCUUUUGAGACUAAAGUUCAGUCUAACUGGCGCUAGUUAAUUGUUGUACGUUAUCUACUAUUGAGCAUCCAAUUAUUGAGUAGAUUUGGUGCCAAUUAAAUUCUUAGUUUACAGUCCA